AUGAUUCAGCGGGAUUUCAUCUUCGUUGUGACCGUUCUUAAAAGCAUUCAUUUCGUAACGGGUGACAUAUGGCAACAAGUCGCAAAUCAUGCAGCCUGGGUGAAAUUGGAAUCAUACGAAUGCGGCUUUAGCGCCGCCGAUCGAAUCAUCGGAGGCAUGGACGCGGCGCUGGGACAGUUCCCUUGGAUCCUCCGACUGGGAUACAAUUUGCCUGGCGAAGACGAAUUGGACUGGAUGUGCGGCGGAGUGCUAAUCACAGACCGGCACGUUGUUACGGCGGCCCAUUGCAUACAAACGGAUGAAAAUGGAUACAAACUGAAUGCCGUACGCGCGGGCGAAUACGAUGCACGAACCAACCCCGACUGCCAGUUGAAUGUAUGCGCGCCGCCUUUGCAAGACAGAGGGGUGAAAAGCAUCAUCAGCCAUCCCGAUUUCAACGAGCCACCGUUCCACAACGACAUCGCCGUCAUUGAACUGCAAGCGCCGCUUGAAUUGAACGACUACGUGGCACCUAUUUGCUUGCCACAACGUGAUCAGCUGACUGAUCUUCAAAUCGGUGAGCUGGUUACGGUCGCUGGCUGGGGCAAAAUGAAUAUGUCUACAGAUAAACGAGCUGAUAUCUUACAAUACAUAUCGUUACCAGUUGUCACACCAGAGUCGUGCAAUUUCUUUGGUCGAGCGUUCAAAGUGGCAGAGUCGGAAAUUUGCGCGGGCUCUCAGCGCAAUAAGGAUGCUUGCGGUGGCGACUCUGGUGGCCCCCUAAUGAAGAUUUUUGACACACCCGAAGGACCGAAGAGUUUCCUAAUCGGUGUAGUUUCCUUCGGACCAACUGUCUGCGGAAUUAAAAAACCAGGCGUUUACACAUCCGUGCCUUAUUUUCUUAAAUGGGUAUUAGAUCAUAUAGUU
Molecule: messenger RNA, 906 nt
Organism: Iphiclides podalirius (scarce swallowtail)
Lineage: Eukaryota; Metazoa; Arthropoda; Insecta; Lepidoptera; Papilionidae
Source: the annotation of a GenBank genome assembly